UAACCAUGAUAAAGAUGAUGCCAAUGAUUUGUUUGAUGAAACCAAAUAUGAAAAUAAAGAAUUGGAAGAAAUUGAAAGUUUUUUGUCUGAUUGUGUCCCAUCUGAUGAAGAAAGUGCUGAAGAAACAAACAAAAUAGCAAUAGAAGAAAUUUCAACUAGAAAAAAGGUUUCUGUUGAUGAAAAGCCAAUUAUAGAAGAACAAUUAAAUAAAAUUGUUAAAGAUAGAAAUAUUAGAGAAAACCUUAAAAAAAGUGUAAAAGAGCUGUUUAAAAAUAACAAAAUCUUGUUUACAAAUAAAUUAGAAAAACUUGGACGAACAAACCUUAUAAAGCACGUGAUCAAGACUCAAGAAGCCAAAUCUAUCAAGCAACUACUAUAUGAUUGGCCUUGA
This is a messenger RNA of Dentiscutata heterogama, 391 nucleotides long. The record is from the annotation of a GenBank genome assembly. NCBI's taxonomy places the organism in Eukaryota, Fungi, Glomeromycota, Glomeromycetes, Diversisporales, Gigasporaceae.